CAGCCGUGAUGGCUAGUUAUUUCAGGCCAGGCUGACGGCUGUUGGCUGUUUGUAAUAGAAAGAAGACAAAUAUUUAUGAGGGAUGGCAGCAAGCGAGCUUGCUACCUAGCUAGCUGGGGAUGUUUAUCCGCAGAGCAACUUGCAAAUGUUUGGAGGGCUGCAUUCGUUUAAUCUAUUGUCGUGUUCAUGUAUUUUUGUUCUUAGUCGACGACGACUACUACUACUACGACUAUGACUAUUUGGUCUUUGACGCCUCACUAUACGACAUAUGUGUGUAUCAGUGUAGGCAUCGAUUGUAAAUACGCUCCUCUCCCUGUCUCUGUGUCUAUGUGGCUUUCAGGUCAUCAUAUAUAAGCAUGCAGAGCGUUUACAGAGAUCACGAAGACGAAAUGUCAGAAAAUAUGGAGACAAUUGGUAGCAGCAGCUACCUGGUUUGGGAGGAUCUUACAGUAACCCUCACAACUGGCAGUAGCAAUACAGGGAAGAAGAAGAAGUGGUUGGUGAAUGGACUUUCUGGGUUUGCAGAGUCUGGUCGGAUCAUGGCGGUUAUGGGCCCGUCUGGCUCUGGCAAAUCCACCUUCCUCGAUGCUUUAGCUGGAAGACUGUCACCUCAAGCUGCCAUGGCGGGGAAGAUCCUGCUGCUGAGGGGCAGUGAGCAGAUGACCCGAAGCAGCUCCCUCAUCAGCUGCCGAGAUGUGUCUUGCGUGACGCAAGAAGACGUAUUCUUGGGAACGCUGACGGUGAAGGAGACACUCUACUUCGGGGCUCGUCUUAGGCUGCCGGAACUCGCCAAGACGGAGCUCCACGAACUGGCCAACGAAACAAUGGCGAAGAUGGGGCUGGAAGAAUGCGCAGACAGCACCAUCGGGAACUGGCACCUGAGAGGGAUAAGCAGCGGGGAGAGGCGGAGGCUGAGCAUCGCCGUCGCGAUAUUGGCUCAGCCACAGGUGCUUUGCUUGGACGAGGCCACCACGGGACUAGACAGCGCUGCCUCUUCCUUCGUCGUCCAGGCGCUGCGCAAUGUUGCUCGAGACGGCAAGAUCGUGGUUUGCUCCGUCCACCAGCCCACCAACGACGUGUUUCGACUCUUUGACGAUCUCCUGCUCAUCUCUGCUGGGGAGGUGGUCUAUUUUGGUGAAUCCCAUGGCGCUGUCAAGUUCUUUGCUGAUUCCGGGUUCCCCUGCCCGAUUAGAAGAAACCCGCCUGACCAUUUCCUUCGGUGCAUUGCACCGGAGUUCGAUCAAGUCUUAGCCGCUCUGAAGCAGACACAACGACUGAACUUUGCCGAGCACUCAGCAGCAGAUUGCUUGCUGAACGGGACAACAGCAGAGACCAGAGCAACACUAGUGAACAAGUACAAAUCGUCCAUUUUCGCAGACACUGCAAGGAAAAGGAUUCAAGAACUUGAAUUACUACUGACUGAGAAACAUGAUGAUAACAGCAGCCAGAGUAGCAGUGAAGUUGUACCUGUAAAGAAGAGAGAGAUUGGGAAGAAGCAGUGCCAUCAAUGGUGGAACCAAUUCUGCACACUAACACACCGCUCCAGCUUGCACAUGUGUAGAGACCUCGGCUACUACUGGCUCCGAAUCGUCUUCUUCAUCAUGGUGGCACUCAGCACGGGAACCUUGGAGUUCGACAUUGGGACUUCAAGCGCUGCAGUCAUAGCCAGAAGCAAGGUAGACGGGUUCCUAUAUGGCAUUAUGAUCAGCUUGUCCAUCGGCGGCUUACCUUUCUUCCUCGAUGAAAUCAAGGCCUUGCACGGAGAGAGGCAUGGAGGGCACUAUGGCGAGGCUGUAUAUGUGCUGUCCAACUUCCUCUCCUCGUUACCUUUCACCAUAUUCAUAUCCUUCUCAUCAGGAUCCAUACUAUACAGCAUGGUGAAGUUCCAUCCGGGUUUCUCGCACUUGCUCUACUUCUGCAUCAACCUUUUCUUCAGCAUCUCCGUCUCAGAAGCCUGUGUCUUUGUCACUGCGUCUCUCAUAUCCAAUCCAUUGCCCGCCAUGGGUGCAGCUAUUGGUGUCACCGUGCUCAACCUAAUGGCCUCUAUGGUCAUUCGACCACUACCCGACACUCCUAAGAUCUUCUGGAGGUACCCUUUGUCCUACAUCAGUUAUGCAGCUUGGGGAACGCAGGGCAAUCUGAAGAAUGACAUGAUGCGACUAGAAUUCGAUUCUGAAAUACCUGGACGGCCAAAGAUAACGGGCGAAUCCAUUCUGAAGAACACUUAUGGCAUGAACCUAACAUACUCCAAGUGGUUGGAUGUAUCAGCUCUCUUCUGCUUGCUACUAGCUUACAGGGUACUCCUAGUCUUUACCCUUCACUACAAGCAGAGAAUAUCGACUCCAUUACAGAGAAUUUACCCCAGGAGAGGUCUCAAACCCACCAAGAUUCCGCAAGCUUAACUGAAGAAUGAACAUUGGAACCCUUGUGCUAAGUUGUAUGAACUGAAAUGACUGUCAAAAUUAUGAACUUUACUGUGUGAUGCGAAACUUACAUGCUGUGAAAUGAAAAACCCGGAAGCGGGCCUCGUUUUUCUGUCGGCAUUAGUACUUAGCAGUGAGAUGAGAAGGCGAAAUGAAUUGCCGAGCUCGUAAACCGAAACUUGAAGCAAUCCACAUUGUUUCCACUUUCAAUGAGCUUAACACCGUUGUCAGCUUUCGAUUUCAAAGAUCUAACGCUUGGUGGUUUAUCAGCCAUGAAUGACGAUUAAGCCUAAUUCUGCAAUUUGGCUUCCCGCGCGAUAGUCGAUACCGCUGAUGGUGUCUUCAUCUCCGAUCACCGCAACGCUUCUUCGUUCGGCGCCAUCGUGAAAACAGAGAAAGUAAGCACAAAGGAGAGGGCCUGGCCGGGCCCAAUGCGCAAAACUUGAAAGGGCCGAAAGACUGGGCCGGGGUUCACUUUAAGUUCGUGGACCGAAUGGACAUGUCCUGGAGCGUUGCAAAUAUUACAGUUUCAUACCUCUUUCAAUCUUUUGUGUAUAAACUUGCAAUCGGAUUCACAAAAACCAUGGUCCAUGAAACCGUACCGGGUAUCGUACCGGAAAAGUCAACGGUAUGAUAUUUUAUGAUAAAAUCAUGGUUUUACCGUAGUUGAACCGUUAGACCGUUAAAUACCGCCUACCGAUUUAGCCUCCGAUACUGAUAUUUCGUGGUUGAACCGUCGGUACGGUACGGUUUCAUGGACCAUGCCAAAAACUCGGAGACGAUGUUUGGUAGGAGUGCCGACUACCGACAAAACUUAAAUGGUGAAAAAUAUUUCUAAUUUUAAAACAUCGUUAGAAUCGUGCAAAAUAUACUUAAUUUCCUCGAUCGAUACAAUAUGUAGAUCACACAUGAUGUGUUAUUCUCGGAGAGGUAGUCGAGAUGGCAACGAGGAUGAAUGGCAAAUGGUAAAGGACAUAAAAGAUUGAACAACAACAGAUGAUAUGACACAUAGUAGAUGAAUAUGUCGAUAUGAUCUGAAUCGGAUAGCUGACCAGAAUUGAAAGUUAUGUGGUUGAUUUGUAACUCUAUUGUUUUACGAGACAGGUUUAGGGUUAGACCACAUGGAGAAAGUACUAUACAUACUCCCUACACUCUUCUGUAAGCUGUAUCUCGUUGAAAUAUAAUGAAAUUGGUUCCCUCAUGCCCGUGAACUAGUUAAUUAACAGACAUUGUGUUAUUGAACCACGUAAAUCAGCGUGUCUUGUUUGUUUGUUUGUUGCUUUCGUUAUUAAAAUGGGCAUCGGACGGAUCUUAUUUACCGAACCCACCCAAAUCCACUCAACAAACUCCAACCCACCGUAACGUGUGGGUUAGUGUAGUGGGUACGGUGCGUGGCAUGUUUCCGUACCAACCCACCAAAAUACACGGGUGGGUGAUCUAGUAUGGGGAUAAUAUUGUUGUAACAUAUUCAUAUAACCUAACCUCAAGUCAUACUAGUACUAUUCAGAAACCAAAGGUAUCGAUUCAUCGAAAUUAUCAGCUGACAGCAAACCGUUUUAGUUGGAACGUCAUAAUAAUUAACAGAAGAUAUUGAAAAUCGUCGUCGAGAUUCUAAGCAACCAGGAGUUGGGGCCGGCAGGCAAUGAAGCUGAGGGGCUUCGGUUAUUAUUAUUUUGGUCCCCAUAGUCAUGAAUAUUCAACUAACUGGCUAUAGUUCCACUACAAUAACGGUGCCUGAUUAGUGACAAUGCAUUAAGCUUGUCAACUCGCGGGUCGACCUAGUUUGAUCCUGACCCGGUGAGGCCGCAUGUAUCCGUCGGGUCGACCGCUAUAAGGUAUCGAGUUGGAGGUCAAAUUGUGUCAUUCUUCAUUUUAGUUAGGGGUGGGCACGUGGGUGCUUAAUCCGCAGAUUGAUAUUGAUCCACCCGCAAGUAACCCGACCCGCAUGCAAUGGGUGAUUGAUGUGGGUGGAUUGCGGAUUGUUAAAUCUCCCACCCGCACUUAUGUGGGUGGGUGGUGGGUGGAUUGCGGGUCACCCGUAUGACUCGCAUCCUAUUUUUACAUGGAAAAAUGUUAUUUCUUAUAGUAUCGAAUAUUCAUCAUAUUUUUGAAUUGCACUAUAGUCUGACCAUAUACUGCAAAAGGUGAAGAAUAAAGAAUAGUUUUGACU
Molecule: messenger RNA, 4593 nt
Organism: Linum trigynum
Lineage: Eukaryota; Viridiplantae; Streptophyta; Magnoliopsida; Malpighiales; Linaceae
Source: the annotation of a GenBank genome assembly